AUGAUAGAAACGAUACAAGUGGGCACUGCAGAUGAUGCACAAGGGGGCGCGCUGUGCGACCCCUUGGGCCACGUGCCGCCCGAGCUGGCCAUUCACGUCCUCAGCUACCUCACCGACGCCGAGCUCGCCCACGCAGCCUCUGUAUGUCGGGAUUGGUAUGGGCUGGCCAACGACGACCAUGUGUGGCGCGAAAGGUUCAAACGCCGCUUCGACAAGGGAGCAGAGGGCCGCAAGGCCGCAAGGGCUCGACGACGCGGGCUGCCCGGCGUCGCGGCCGAAGGCGACGAGGAGGCGAUCGAGACCGAGCGGCUCGUGCUCGACGACCCUCGCCUCGACGACAUGCUCACCACCGCCACCACCGCCGACCUCGGUGACCUGGAGUCGGGCGCGGCGCACGGUGAAACCGGCGACGACGAGGCGGAAGACGAGGAAGAGGGCGAAGGCGACGUCGACGACGAAGAAGAGACGGAGGAGUUGGAGGGCAUCCGGCGGCUGGUCAUCCCGUCGCCGCUCUCCAACUCGGCCAAGUGGAAGACCCUCUACGUGGAGCGGCACAUGCAGCCGCAGAUCAAGCUCCUCCGAAUCCUCAGCGAGAACACCUCCCUCGGUCGUCUGAUGGACAAGAAUAGGCUGAGGAAGAUUGAGGCCACGAUUCUGAAUCCCAAUCGGAUGGUUUUGGAGCGCUUGGGCAAGUACCCGCACCUCGUCAGUGCGUUUGCCGCCAAACGAUCGCUCAUUCAGACGAAGCUGGAGUUUUUGCAGCACAUCACGAACAACCUGGUGUGUUGCCUGCUGGGCCUGAUCGUGUGGUGCUGCGUGGAGGUCUUUUUCCCCGAUUUCUUCGACUACCCCUACCUCUUUAUUCCGUUCACCUGGUACAAUCUGGGCCGCUUCUGGCUUCUGUUCGCCUACGCGGCCGUGUUGUGCGUGGCCUACAAUUGGCUGCUACCCCAACCCACCUCGCUACGCCGCACCAUCUUCCUCUGGAGCGCCGCCAACAGCAUUCUCGCUGGCCUGCUCGAAGAAUGCGGGUUCCGGUUUCUGUACAUUUGCACGGCCAUGCUCUCCAUAUUGGCCGUCGACUAUGCAAUCAAAGGAGUGAUGAUGGCGUUGGCAGGGUUGAUGCUCUACGCGACUGUGAUCUCAGUCGUCGGGAUCGUGCGUCGACCGAUCAAUCAACUGACCAGGCGCGAAGCACUUUCCAUCGCAAUCACAGCCGCCAUGUGCGGUCUCUUCGCCUAUCUCUCAACGUUUUUCGUGGUGAUGGGGGUCUACGAGAUGUUCAUCGUCCCCGGCACCAACUUCAUCACUCUGGGCCACUUUGAGGACAUCUUCUACGACGAGAGUCGCCGCUUGUUCGUCAUUGGCAUGCUGGCCGCCAACGGCUGGUUCCGCGACUCCCACAAGUACACUGGCGUGCUCGGGUGGGCCAAUGCCUGGAUCAUCGGGUUUGUGAUGAUGUACGCGUGCCUACACUACGGGCUGAUGCUGACGAUCGUGGUGCACGCCCUCUACGACCUCGAGUUCGUGGUCCUCUCCUUCGUCCUCUCCUCGGCCCGCACCCACCUCGGCUGCCUGCCCACCGAGCCCCUCCUCCCCAUCGUCGUCUCCUGA
Messenger RNA from Acanthamoeba castellanii str. Neff, 1614 nucleotides. RefSeq names its product Fbox domain containing protein. Lineage: Eukaryota; Discosea; Longamoebia; Acanthamoebidae. The transcript has 14 exons. Bases 1 to 1614 code for a protein of 537 amino acids. Gene Ontology annotation, molecular function: protein binding. The record is from RefSeq and is a predicted model, not a curated record.